CUGCAUUGUUUCAUUGUUUCGCUGGGAUGACGACAGCGCCCCCGCGGAUUAUUUAGGCCACCUGGAAUCCGGACAGGACGAUGUAAAUGAGUGGGAGGGUAGACAGCGCCGUUCGGUUUCAGCAGAACAGUGGCACCCGUGCGGCGUUAACUUGGUUCGGCAGCGAGGAUGAGCGGACGCGUCGGAGACCUCAGCCCGAAGCAGGCGGAAGCAUUGGCUCAGUUUCGGGAGAGAAUUCAGGACAUUCUUCAACAACUGCCCUCUCAGCAAGACCAUUUCCUGCUCCGCUGGCUCAGAGCCAGAAGUUUCAAUGUGCAGAAGUCAGAGGCAAUGCUUCGUAAGCACCUGGAGUUCAGGAAACGCAUGAAAGUCGACACAAUAAUCACUGACUGGCGGCCACCAGAGGUGAUCACGCGGUACCUGGCUGGGGGGAUGUGUGGCUACGACCGAGAGGGAAGCCCAGUCUGGUACGACGUGAUUGGCCCACUGGACCCCAAGGGCCUCCUCCUGUCAGCCACCAAGCAGGACUUUAUCAAGACCAAGAUCCGUGACACAGAGCUGAUGCAGAAGGAGUGCGAGAGGCAGUCAGAGAAGCUGGGGAGGCAUGUGGAGUCCAUCACCCUGAUCUACGACUGCGAGGGACUGGGACUCAAGCACCUGUGGAAGCCUGCUAUUGAGGCCUAUGGAGAAGUACUCACCAUGUUUGAGGAGAACUAUCCCGAGGGCCUGAAACGACUGUUUCUCAUUAAAGCUCCCAAACUCUUCCCCGUGGCCUACAACCUCGUAAAGCACUUCCUGUGUGAGGACACCCGGCACAAGAUCAUCAUCCUGGGGGCCAAUUGGCAGGAGGUGUUGCGGAAGCACAUCGACCCCGAGCAGCUGCCCGCUGCCUAUGGCGGCAAGCUCACCGACCCUGACGGAGACCCCAGCUGUAAGACCUGGAUAAACUACGGGGGCGAAGUUCCGCGGUCGUACUACGUGCAGGACGCGGUGAAGAUGCAGUAUGAGCAGAGCCUCACCAUCAGCCGAGGCUCCUCCCAGCAAAUAGAAUACGAGAUCCUGCUCCCAGGCUCUGUGCUGCGGUGGCAGUUUGCAAGUGAUGGGGCGGACAUCGGCUUCGGGGUGUUCAUGAAGACUAAGGUGGGUGAGAGACAGAAGGCGAGUGAUAUGCUGGAGGUGGUGCCCAGUCAGCGAUACAAUUCCCACCUUGUGCCGGAAGAUGGCUCCCUCACCUGUGUAGACCCUGGCGUCUAUGUGUUGCGAUUUGACAACACCUACAGCGUCCUGCAUUCCAAGAAGAUCAGCUUCACUGUGGAGGUUCUGCUGUCCGACACCCAAUUACAGUCUUAGAGAAACAGGGGUGGAACCAGAACAGUGAUGGAAUUUGGCUCAAAGGCCAAUAACAUGAAAUCUUAUUUAACAGGUUAAUAAUAGGCCAUAUUCAUUUUUAUGUGAAACUAAUCUGGUCAAGGUUAAAUUGUGUUUAAUCCUGACAUUUGCAGUAAGAAGACACUGUGAACUUCUGAAGCGUGCAUUCUCUUUUCAAAUGUGCAGGAACACCUUGAGGAUGAACUCUUUAUGCGCAUACGUGAUGCUUUCUUCACUUCUUCUCCACUAUAACAUACAAUGUGUUUUCCAUUGUCAAUUUAGAAAUUAUUGCAAUGUUCUUUUAAGUAAUAAUAGUAUAAUUGAAUUCCCAAACCCAUCUGAAGAGAGAAUUACUUUUUAAACCGCAGUGCAAAGUGCAUUUCUGUGUUUUGUACCAUUCAUAUAGUUACCAUAGCUAGUUAGCUGUAUGCCUACCUCUUAAAAUUGCAUAAUAGUGGUAUUAUUUAUUUUUAAUUAGUAUAAAGUUGGAUGAUUUAAGCAGGCAAUUUCACAUUUACAAAACAUACUCUACUCUGCGUCUCAGUUAAGUGUCUCAUCCAUUGAAGGGUGCUGCACAUUGAUAGGAAACUCUUUGUCAUUACCACUUUAAUUGUUUCAUGUGAAGGCUUUUUUUUCUUUCUUGUUAAUGACAUCUGCCUGUAAAGAAAUUUUAGAAAGGUUAGAAAGAUUGCCAUGACUACACUUGCACAAUUUCUGCCAUCUUAGUUGGGUACACAGUAAAGGGAUUACAUUUCAUGUAGUAACACUAAAUAACCACGGCUUGAGUCAGCAAGGUAGUUUUAAUUAUAACCAGCAGUAUAUCUGAAAAGCAGAGCAUCAGGCUGUUUUUGUUCAUUCAGACCUGCUCAAGGCAAGUGUAGCAUUCCAAAGCGAUUGUGAUGAAUUUGUGAUGAAUUUGGUCCCUCACUGUUUUUCUGCUGGCUGCAUGUAUCUAAGUGGUGGCUGGUGUAUGUUCUCACACAGGCAAGUUUAUUGAGUCCGUCCGUCCGUCUGUCUGUCUGGAUGACUUUUGGGACAGUCCAUAGUCUGUUCUGUGCUGUUGCAUAUUUGCACAUACAGCUCCUCACAAUGGUUAUUUUAUCCUGAAAAUAUUUGUUGGAAGACACAUUGGUACUAAUAUUCUGGCUACUCAAGAAGUAGAUGAAAUAAGAACAGACUAUAUAGUAUGGUCAUAACCUUGAAAACAGUAUGUUUUAAAAUUAAAAUAGAGAUCAGUGUCAUUUUCAGCUACCACCAGGGACAACACACUCACUGGAGCAUUACGUAAAUACAAUUAGUGAAAUUCACUAACAAAAAGAAGUCAUUUCAAUAUGGAAAGACAGACAAGAUAGUAUUAAGAACACAUUUUAAGGAAGCUUAAGUUAACUGGUUGUGUUUCUGUUAUUGGAAGGAAAUGAUUACAUUCCCAUAGCACAUACUUUGCAUAUUCACAGCCAUGUGGUAAAGGACCUGUGGUAUGUGGUUGUAGUUGUAUUGAUCAUCCACAAAGCACAGAGUCUGAACUUGGAGCGUUACAAGUCUCUGUGCAAAAAUAAAUAUUAGUUUUAUCCAAACAUG
This is a messenger RNA of Megalops cyprinoides (Indo-Pacific tarpon), 2946 nucleotides long. It is a transcript of the gene sec14l7, whose product is annotated as SEC14-like lipid binding 7. The coding region runs from base 169 to 1350 and encodes 393 amino acids. The transcript is spliced from 12 exons. Gene Ontology annotation, cellular component: cytoplasm. Lineage: Eukaryota; Metazoa; Chordata; Actinopteri; Elopiformes; Megalopidae. The record is from RefSeq and is a predicted model, not a curated record.